Messenger RNA from Vitrella brassicaformis, 1682 nucleotides. Lineage: Eukaryota; Vitrellaceae. The record is from the annotation of a GenBank genome assembly.
CGGCAAGAUCGGGGGGAUUGGGGAGGGCAAGACGCAACUCCAGGGCGUGGGAAGAUGUAGUAGUGAGCUUGGCCAAAGACAUGAUGUAGAACAGGCAGUUACGGCAGCGGCAGGUCGAACAGGGCGUCGGUGGCCUCGUCAAUGAUGAUGUGGAUGGCUCCAGCCUGCUCCCUUGGCCAGCUCCAGCUGCAUGGGCUCCACGCCAAUGUCCAAUCCAACCAAAGGAUUCAGCGGCGCCUCCAGAAAGGACACAAGAGCGGCUGAUUUGUGCACCGCUGGAUGCAGCAGGGCUUCUUCCAGCACAACUCGUGGGAUGUGAGGGCCGUGAGGUUGUCUGUGAGGAUGGCGCCCCCGAUCCCUAGCCAUGGCAGCAGCGCAAAUGCGAGGGGCUGGGUGGGAUGAGAGGGGUUCGGCUGGUGGGAGGGCGACGGGCUGGUGGGCGGGCCACAAGAGGCGGUGGGUUUGGAUGGGCGUGUGUAUAAAAUGCCCUCAAGCAAGCCUCAGAGAGGCCGCGAGGGCUGUGGGAAUGCCCGCAAACUGUGCACGGAGGCACACUGCAGGCGGUGAAUGCCCUCGCAACCCCUCACUCCCGAAGGAGAGAGGGGCGCGAGGGCCACACGCGUCUUGGUUCAGUUGCAAGGAGGGGGGAACCAGUCGCCUGCAGGUCACCACAGAGACAGACAGCCACGACCUUAUCUCGAUGUGUGUCUCCUCUUGAUCGUGCGAUCGUGGACGUUCGUACGUUUGGCUUUGCAGCAGCAGGGGAACAUGCGCCGCGCUGCCUCCCGCGCCAGGCCCCGGCAGAAGCGGAGUGCAUCCGCCACCCCAUCCUUGUAAAUCUCCCACCGCUCCUGGCAAUCGGGACCCUCCAGGGUCACCCGAUAGCCAGGUCCAUGUCGCCGCCACCACUCGCCCUGCCCCGUCUUGGUGUUUGUGUACCACCCCUGAAGGGAAGAACACACACAAUUGAUUGACACAGAGAUUGCACUUGUAUGUAUGGGCAGUGAGUGCACCUGCUCCGUCACACCCAGCCUCGCCGCUUCCUCCACGAAGUACCACUUGGGGUACUCGGGCGCACCGGGCCCAAACAGCGGGCGCUGCAGGCAGGCAGAUAGGCAGGCGGACAGAGAAACACACUUGUUUCUUACAAUGGAUGUGUCCUGUUGUGGUGCUUUCGUACAUCGAAGAACUUGUCGAAGAAGUCUUGCUCUGGGGGAGCUUUAGACGAGGCGGUGGAGUCCGGGCCCUGAAUCCCCAAAGGACACGGAGGAGGACGAGAGUGAGGAUCUGACCUCGGUGUCCCUGGAUUUCUGCUCACCUCGUAGCCCAUAGCCCCGUAGAGAUAAUUGUUGUCGUACAUCCACCGCCUGCCCUCGUUCCCCACCACGCGAUACGCCUCGUUGAUGGCCUGUGACUCCUUGGUAGAGGUGGCGGCGUGGGCGGGCUGGCCGUGCUGCUGCUGCUUGUCAGCGUGGCACCUCUACACACACACGGGGAGAGAGAGAGAGACGUCAACUCGUGGAGAGCUGCCUGCAAGUACUAGAGACGCUGCACUGACUGUCACAGUGACUGACCUGCAGGAGUGCGUCUCGUGCCUUCUUGAUGUCCGCCUGCGUGGCGGUCGGGGCGACCUCGAGGGUCGCAUAGUACCCUUUGGGGUCGCCCAUGCUGCUGCUUGUGGG